Molecule: messenger RNA, 375 nt
Organism: Magallana angulata
Lineage: Eukaryota; Metazoa; Mollusca; Bivalvia; Ostreida; Ostreidae
Exons: 1
Coding region: 1-375 (124 amino acids)
Source: RefSeq, a predicted model, not a curated record
AUGCAGAAAUUGAUUUUCCUCGCUCUUAUUUUCACUCUGGCAACAGUCUAUGCUAGGCGUCCAAAUUACGCCAAACAAGGCCGAUCGCCACUAGACGCCUGCCGAUUGGACUGUAUAUAUGACGCAGUGAUGUGUGGCGCCCCCUGUCGUCUGUUGUUCCGGUCUCACCGCCAGGGCUACUUCAAUUGUGCCAGUGAUUGCAGCAGGGACAGGAAGACCUGCUUCUUCGGGUGUGACAAGAAGGUGUCGGCACCGGAACCGGUAGUAGCAGCAGCCACCACUGUAUCAGUGCCAGUCGUACAGACAAAGCACGGACAUAUGGCGGAAGCCGAUGGCAAAGAAACGGGAGAUUCCGACGAAUCUAUCGAGGAUUAG